Molecule: messenger RNA, 1110 nt
Organism: Cladophialophora immunda
Lineage: Eukaryota; Fungi; Ascomycota; Eurotiomycetes; Chaetothyriales; Herpotrichiellaceae
Exons: 2
Coding region: 382-1110 (242 amino acids)
Biological process (GO): regulation of DNA-templated transcription
Molecular function (GO): DNA-binding transcription factor activity
Source: RefSeq, a predicted model, not a curated record
UGGGCGCCCUGGCAGCACAUGGCAAGAACACGGGAAGAUGUUGCCGUCGGGGAAAACUCAGCUUCUCUGUUGCUGGCGAGAUGCUGUCCAUUUAUCAUGAGGCUCCUUCCUGCCCAGGUUGCUCCAUCGAUUGCCAGAACACACACUUGUUGAUCAUUGCCCCCGAACCCGUUGUACGACUAACUACCUUCUUCCAGUACAAUCUGCGGUGCUUCCUGUGCUGCUCCAACUCCAGACUAUCGACUCUAUACUGGCGCGGAACGAAACCAAAGAACAAAGUCAAUCUGCCCUUGGGACCCUGAUUCCGUUGGGAAGUCGACGUGAUACCACGGACCGAAACUAAAGCACACGAGCCGAAGUGACCAGAUAGUGGAUUGAUUCAUGUGCGUGGCUUCUCAAAUGGCCUGCCCCGGCAGCUGUCCUUCCCAACCAGCACCGACAUCAUCCUCGCCACAACACACGAGCCAACCUUUACUGCUAUCGGACAGGAGCCUUGUACCCUGUCAGUGUGGCAUUUGUCCCGAGUUUUAUGGUCUCCCUGCUACAAGCCCCGCAAUGUCUGUCUGCUCCUCCUUCCAGAGCGGGAUGUCGCCCGGCACCAGGUUAACGGGCAUCAACGGCCCAACCAUCGAGUUCUUUCAACCUGCUCACGAUAGUGCCAUGUGUUUCGGAGAGCCUCCAAACCUGGACAUGGGUGGCUACUCAGACAGCUCACCUUGCCUGAACCAACCCGAUCCAAGCUAUGGCGCCUCUUCGAUGGUAACGAGCGUGCCGGAGCAUACCAAUGGCGCACCGAGCAGUCCGGAGUGUGUAACUGCGUGCUUCGAGCCCAUAGGCACGAUUGCCACGCGGAACGAGAGACGGAAGGCACAAAACCGAGCGGCUCAAAGAGCUUUUCGCGUUCGCCAACAGCAAGCUUUAGCAGAAGCGCAAGCUAAGUUGCGCGCCUUGCAGGCAGAACUGGAUGGAGCUACUGGGAGAAAGGACCAUUUUGAACGAUUAUACAAAAGUCUCAGCCGCGAGCACGAGCAGCUUCUCAGAACAUUUCAGGAGUUGCUGGUAUCAGUCCAAUCGAGGUCUCCAGGAACUGAAGUGCAACUGGUCCUCUAG